Messenger RNA from Aureobasidium subglaciale EXF-2481, 1409 nucleotides. RefSeq lists its product as uncharacterized. The record is from RefSeq and is a predicted model, not a curated record. Bases 4 to 1335 code for a protein of 443 amino acids. The transcript is spliced from 3 exons. Lineage: Eukaryota; Fungi; Ascomycota; Dothideomycetes; Dothideales; Saccotheciaceae.
AACAUGGACGAAAAUAUCAUCAACAACAUUCACGCGAUUGCUACCCAUGACUGGGCCAAGCGCUUUCUUUGUGAAUACGGCAAUGCAGGCGUUGAGAGACUAGCAUCAAGCUAUCGCGAUGGCCAGCAUUGCACAUGGCAAUCGAAACAUAACGGCUCAUUCAACUCUUGCCACAAAGUUCUGUUCGAGGACGGUACAGCAUGGGCGGUGAGAUAUCCCAUACCCGGCCGUGUUAUGCAUUCAGAUGAGAAGAUUCGCCGUGAAGCGGCAGUAAUGAUGUCUGUGAAAAAACGUACUCAGAUACCGGUUCCAAAGGUCAUAGCCCUUGGUGCUGCUGCAGACAACCACGAUCCCUUGAUAGGCCCGUUUUUGAUCACCGAGUGGGUUGAGGGCAAACCGCUUGCGAUCGUCCUUGAAGAAUUGCCUCGGCCUAGUUGGGGACCUGUACUUCGUCAAGACGUCGAAGAAGAUCAGCUGCGCAAGGUCUACGGACAGAUGGCAAGAAUCCUUCUGGAACUUGCAGCACACGAUUUCGAUGAGAUCGGUGCUCUUGUGAUGACCGAGGGAGAAUCAGAGUCAGAUCGUUGGUCAAUAGUGGCCAGGCCAAUGACACUCAAGGUGAACGAGAUAGAAGCAGGCGGUAAUGUUAUCGCUGACGACCAUGACCUCCCCGCUUUCAAAUCGACAACCGAGUAUAUGCAGAAUCUUGUUCAACAGAAUAUCACGCAUCUGCAUGAACAAGGAAACUCGAUUGACGAUGCUUCAGAUGCCCGACAAAAGAAGUAUGACUCUGGUCCCUUCAAAUUGGUCUGUGAUGACUUCAGAUUCGGCAACGUCUUGGUGGACGAAACCAGUCUCCAGGUCACUGGUAUCAUCGAUUGGGAGUGGACUUAUACUGCACCCUACCAAUCCUUGUUCUGCCCCCCUCCAUGGUUAAUCCUCGAGCGACCUACUUCUUGGACGAAAAAUGGGGAAGAACGCUGCAAACAAAAGCUUUCCGUCUUUCUGCAAUGCUUAGAAGAAGAGGAGAAGAGAUUGAUUCGGUCGGCAUACGAUGAUCCACCAGACAGGUGCAUGUCGAGUCUCAUGCGCGAUAGUUUUGAAGACGGGACAUUCCGGUUCAUGCAACUCCUACAAGAAGCUUUCAAUUUUGACGAGGAGAUCUUAUGGCGGAACCUGGAGAAAGCACUCCGGCGGAGGGGUUUGCUAGAAGUGGGUGUUCCUAGUAAGAAGGAAGUCGAAAGUUUUGUGCGAGCAAAAGUAGCACAACUGGACCAGUACAAUCAGCGGCUGCAGGCUAAAGAGAGCAACGAUGGUCAAGAGGUGCAAGUGUAAAUGAUCAUGAGAUCUUCCUGGAGAGGCCAAUAGAGUAGUCAGUUUGGAGUCUGGCGUCGCAUAAUUUCCAAGAU